AUGGGCAGCAGUGGAAAGCAAAAAGUUGUUGCCUGGACCCCAGUAAACAAGCCGCUGAAACGUGUUCAGAUUGAAAGUUGUCCGGUGGAAUCGGUGUAUGAUCUUCGGGAAGACGGUGAUUCGCGAGAUGUUUAUGAUGAUGCUACUGCAUUUCGACGACCGCGCUCUAAUAGUUCCGAUUUUCUCAUUCUGCGGAAGACAUCGAGACCGAUAUCUGUGGAUGUGGUUGGCCUUUUGCAAAAGGCAUUCAAAGUGCUGAUCGAAUGGGGCGUUGGAUCGGCGGUUGUCUGGAGCAGUAAGCUGCAGCGUGUUACUUCUCUACUUUGCCUUACCGAUUUCCUCAACACGCUGCUCUCGGAUUCGAGCGAAGAAUCGACGCCGGUCGAGCAAGCAGUUUCAUCCAAUCAACUGGUUUGGCUCAGUGCUUCAUGCAAAUUGUUGGAAGCGUGCCAUGAAUUUUGCUCGAAUCGAGUUCAUCGGAUAGUGAUUUUGGAUCAGGCUGGCGACGUCUUCUACCUUCUCACCAUCAAACGAAUCCUACAAGCAGUCCAUAAACAGGUUCGGGAAAACGAUAGUUUGGAGACGGCAGCACGUAAAAUGCUCGAUUUCCGUAUCUCAAGCGUUCCGAUCCUGGACAGCGAGGACCGGCCUGUUGAUGUGAUCAGCAAAACGGACAUCGCCUACGCUCUGGCCGACGUCAAAAAUUUCAAAGUUUGUACUAAAAAUAUGCCAAAAAUACAAAGAUCACCGGGGCAUCAAAGUGGAUAA
Gongylonema pulchrum is the source of this 768-nucleotide messenger RNA. NCBI's taxonomy places the organism in Eukaryota, Metazoa, Nematoda, Chromadorea, Rhabditida, Gongylonematidae. The record is from the annotation of a GenBank genome assembly.